GGUUCGUGGCGAGUCAACCGCAUGAUGACAGUGAUGAUUUGAUUCACCUUGACUCCAAUUUCGCAGUUGCCGCCUCUGUUGGGCUAAUGUACGAUUGGGCGCUUACGUUUGGACAAGAGGUUAAACUGAUCUGGAGGCAACGCUGGUCCCUGAUGACCUUUCUCUAUCUCAUUUGUUCCGACUAUUUCGACGACAGAUGCAGUGAGUAUUCCACACUGAUGCCUUCCAUGCCUGUCGAAACACUGAACUACCAUGCAGGGGUGAGCCUUAUCGUAAACGACGGGCUUUACUGGAUGGCUGACAUUGUAAAUGUAAUACUUGGCGUCAUCAUGAUCACUCGGUUACAUGCCAUGUAUCAGCGAUCAAGAAAGGUGCUGAUAUUUCUCGUCGUCAUCUUUCUGGCCAUCAGAGUCGCCAGCGUAGUGAUGGUCGCAAUAAGGAUGAUGCAGAUUUCAGGGGAGGAAUUCGUUCUCUACGGCACCUAUCAGUGCAUGUUUGACUCCGGGGGAGAUUUCAUAUUUCUCACUUCCAUGACUUGGAUACUUUUUACUGUAUGGGAGGUCCUUGCACUGUGUCUCGCGGUCUGGAUCGCUGUAAAGCACUUCCGUGAACUGCGACAACACUCAACAAGAGGUAUUAUCGGUGACUGUUUCACGGUGCUAAUGAAAACGCAUGUGAGUUACUUUGUGAGUUUUUUGGCUAUCUCUUCCUUCAAGAUCGGUUUCAUCUUUUCAACGCUCUUAGCGGACCCAUAUUCCCCGGAAGCUCAGAUUUAUUAUGGUUUCGUUCAAAUAUUCCAGGUUGUGGAAUUGUAUGUGCUGGGACCACGCCUGAUCCUCGGUGUUCGAGAAUAUCACGCUGAGCUCGUGGCCAACUCUGAUACGGCAACCACUAUGACUUCAAUUGCUUUUCAGGAGCACGUCCAUGUGUCAACCAGCAGUAGUGUAUAGCGCAGGAGAUGCUCGAUAUGAUUGAUUCGCGAUGGGGGAGGGGGGGUAGUGUGCAGGGAGCGGGAG
Suillus subalutaceus is the source of this 1016-nucleotide messenger RNA. RefSeq lists its product as uncharacterized. The coding region runs from base 87 to 950 and encodes 287 amino acids. The transcript is spliced from 10 exons. The record is from RefSeq and is a predicted model, not a curated record. Lineage: Eukaryota; Fungi; Basidiomycota; Agaricomycetes; Boletales; Suillaceae.